This is a messenger RNA of Empidonax traillii (willow flycatcher), 1068 nucleotides long. It is a transcript of the gene TMEM174, whose product is annotated as transmembrane protein 174. Bases 77 to 805 code for a protein of 242 amino acids. The transcript is spliced from 2 exons. The record is from RefSeq and is a predicted model, not a curated record. Lineage: Eukaryota; Metazoa; Chordata; Aves; Passeriformes; Tyrannidae.
CUUCGACUUUAAAUGCUCUACCAAGUCCCUUACAAGCCCCCUUUCUCUUGAGGCAGAAGAUACAUUAUACUCAGUAAUGGAGCAAAACAACAACAAUGUAGAAGAUUAUUCCUUGAAUGUCUUUUCUGUCACUCCUUGUCAACCAAAUAGAUCUGAUGCCCUAGUGUCAGAUGGGGAUAAAGCUGGCGCUACUCUGCUCUUUUCAGGUGUGUUUUUGGGACUGGUGGGGAUCACUUUCACCGUGAUGGGAUGGAUAAAAUACGAUGGCAUUACUCACCUGGAAUGGACUCAGUUACUGGGACCUAUUCUGCUUUCUGUUGGAGUGACUUUUAUUCUGAUUGCUGUUUGUAAAUUUAAUAUGCUUACGUGCAAGUCCUGUAAAGAAAGAGAGGAAAAUACGUCAGACCUCGACCAGACUGCAAGCGGGCAGUCCUUUGUCUUCACCGGCAUUAACCAGCCUAUAACUUUUCAUGGUGCCACAGUGGUACAGUAUAUCCCUCCACCGUACCCAUCCCAGGAAGGCAUUCCUGUGACUCCCAGCUACCUUCACCCAGUGCUCAACUGCUGCAGUGCUGUUUCCUCCAGUGCCUCUCUGAUUCCCACCCCAGGGUCUCCUCACUUCUGCCCUGCUUACCCUCUGGAUAACCUGGCUUUUACUGGAGAUGAGAGCUACACCACAUAUCCUGCAGAGAAUACCAGGAAUCACAGGUCAGAGGACAGUUCUGAUGAGCCAGAAGAACUGGGGGAAGACUGUGAUAACUUGUCACCUCCACCUUAUGAAGAAAUAUACCCACUGUCUUUGUAAAAUCACCAUGGACAACAGAUGAGAAUUCUAAGAAACGCCAACAUGAAUCCCAGAAAAUCUUUUCUUUAAGCACUUGUGUGAUAAGCAAGUGUGAGCAAGAUCUUGGUACUGCUACGCAGUUCAGUAUCACUGAAGAUAUUUAUCCAAUCCCUUCUUUUUCUCUGUCAAAAUUCAUUAGCCCUUUGUGAUGCAGUUUAAUAACAGAGCUAUUAAUUAUUUAAUAGCAAGGCUAUUAAACUUAAGGAUCUAAAUCCAUAUUAGGA